Folsomia candida is the source of this 4297-nucleotide messenger RNA. RefSeq names its product coatomer subunit alpha (gene alphaCOP). Gene Ontology annotation, molecular function: structural molecule activity; protein binding. The transcript has 17 exons. The record is from RefSeq and is a predicted model, not a curated record. The coding region runs from base 266 to 3919 and encodes 1217 amino acids. Gene Ontology annotation, biological process: intracellular protein transport; retrograde vesicle-mediated transport, Golgi to endoplasmic reticulum; endoplasmic reticulum to Golgi vesicle-mediated transport. NCBI's taxonomy places the organism in Eukaryota, Metazoa, Arthropoda, Collembola, Entomobryomorpha, Isotomidae. Gene Ontology annotation, cellular component: COPI vesicle coat.
AUAAAGUUGCUCAGUCAUCCAACUUGCUCAGCACUCUUCUCGUCUCUGGCAGUUUAAAAAAUUGUAGUUUUUUUUCAGAAAUAUUGCCAACAGAUUAGUUGUUUUACGAACGUCCCCACCCAUCAAGUGGAAAAGGAGGAAUAUUUUGGAAAAAGUUGGAUAAUAAAUCCUUGACAAAGUUUUGGGUUGAUUGUGUGUGACACGUUGACUUGACAGGUGUCAUUUCUUCGACCGGCUGUCAAAAUUAGGCGACGAGUGGGUCGAAAUGUUGACCAAGUUUGAGAGCAAGUCGGCCCGUGUCAAGGGUCUCUCAUUCCAUCCGAAGAGACCUUGGAUUUUGGCGAGCUUGCACAAUGGCGUGGUCCAGCUGUGGGAUUAUAGGAUGUGUACUUUGUUGGACAAGUUUGACGAGCAUGACGGUCCUGUGAGAGGGAUUUGCUUUCAUAGCCAGCAACCCAUUUUUGUUUCGGGUGGGGAUGAUUACAAAAUUAAGGUUUGGAACUACAAGCAGCGUCGAUGUCUAUUCACCCUGCUGGGUCAUCUGGAUUACAUUCGAUCCACCUUCUUCCACAACAAGUACCCUUGGAUCCUGAGUGCGUCGGAUGAUCAAACUAUUCGAAUAUGGAAUUGGCAGAGCCGAAACUGUAUUUGCAUUCUGACUGGGCACAAUCAUUACGUGAUGUCUGCUCAAUUUCACCUCUCGGAAGAUCUGGUCGUUUCUGCAUCUCUGGAUCAGACUGUGCGAGUUUGGGACAUUUCUGGGUUGCGCAAGAAGCAUUCUGCUCCCAGCUCGGCGAGUAGUAUGGAUGAUCACAUGCGACAUCCCGGAAGUGCUGAUUUGUUUGGUCAGGCGGACGCAGUUGUUCGUCAUGUUUUAGAGGGGCAUGAUCGAGGUGUGAAUUGGGCAUAUUUCCAUCCAGCCCUCCCCCUCAUCGUUUCUGGGGCUGAUGAUCGUCUUGUAAAGUUGUGGAGAAUGAAUGAGUCGAAGGCCUGGGAAGUAGACACUUGCAGAGGCCACUACAACAAUGUGUCUUGCGUACUCUUUCAUCCACGUCAGGAGUAUAUCCUGUCCAACUCGGAAGAUAAAUCCAUUCGAGUGUGGGACAUGUCGAAGCGAACCUGUUUACAUACAUUCCGCCGAGAGCACGACAGAUUUUGGGUCCUCUGUGCUCACCCCUCAUUGAAUUUAUUUGCUGCUGGCCACGAUUCCGGGAUGAUAAUUUUCAAGUUGGAAAGGGAACGGCCUGCAUACGCAGUUCAUGGAAAUCUGAUUUACUACGUCAAGGAGCGGUACUUGCGACGUUUAGAUCUUACUACAGCUAAGGAUUGUGCAAUUAUGCAGUUGAGAGGUGGUACUCGUGCACCAGUGUACAGCAUGUCUUACAAUCCUGCGGAGAAUUCUGUGCUUUUGACUACUCGAACAACGAUGGACAACAGUACUUAUGAACUUUACAUGGUCCCAACUGAGACUGAUCCGCAAAAUCCAGAUGCUCCCGACUGUAAAAAGUCUUCCGGUAUGACGGCAAUUUGGGUGGCAAGAAAUCGGUUUGCUGUUUUAGAUCGUAAUCAAACGUUGGCAAUCAAAAAUUUGAAAAAUGAAGUGAGCAAGAAAAUUCAGGCUCCCAACUGUGACGAAAUAUUUUUCGCCGGAACAGGAAUGCUACUCUUGAGAGAACCUGAAUCAUUGACCCUAUUUGAUGUUCAGCAGAAACGGGUUUUAGCUGAAGUAAAAGUUGCCAAAGUUCGCUAUGUCAUAUGGUCAGGUGACAUGGCAUACGUCGCAUUGUUGGCGAAGCGUUGUAUCACCCUUUGCAACCGCAAGUUGGAGAUUUUGUGCUCCCUACACGAGAGUACUCAUGUAAAGUCGGGUGCUUGGGAAGAUUGCGGCGUCUUCAUUUACACAACCAGCAAUCACAUUAAAUAUGCCAUUACCAACGGUGAUAGUGGAAUCAUUAGGACUCUUGACCUACCGAUUUACAUUACCAAGGUGAAGAACCAGCAAGUCUAUUGCCUCGACAGGGAUGCCAAAGCCAGAAUUUUGACUGUUGAUCCCACAGAGUAUCGUUUCAAAUUGGCUCUCAUCAAUAGAAAAUAUGACGAGGUUCUCUACAUGGUUCGCAAUGCAAAAUUAGUAGGCCAGUCGAUCAUCGCCUAUCUCCAAAAGAAAGGGUAUCCUGAAGUUGCCUUGCAUUUUGUAAAAGAUGAAAAGACACGAUUUGGACUUGCACUGGAAUGUGGGAAUAUCGAAAUUGCUCUCGAGGCAGCAAAAUCUCUGGAUGAUAAAACAUGCUGGGAAAAACUCGGAGAGGUGGCACUACUUCAAGGAAAUCACCAGGUGGUUGAAAUGUGCUAUCAACGAACCAAGAGAUUUGACAAGUUGUCAUUUUUGUAUCUCAUCACUGGAAAUCUUGAAAAACUAAGAAAAAUGAUGAAAAUUUCUGAAAUACGAAAAGACGCUUCUGGUCAUUAUCAAGAUGCAUUGUUGUUGGGCGAUGUUGGGGAAAGGAUCAAGGUGCUAAAGAACUUAAACCUACAUACGCUGGCAUAUUUGACUGCUGUCAGUCAUGGAUUUGUCGAUGAAGCAACAAGCAUUCAAGAAUUGGUUGGUCCUGAAAACCUCUCUGGCAUAACUCCAGAUCCGAAUGCCGUAAUCAUUGAACCGUCGUAUCCAAUAACGGUUAGUGAGUCGAAUUGGCCUCUCCUCACAGUUUCAAAGAGUUUAUUUGAAGGAGCUGCUUUAGCCAAAACAAAACCAACGUUAGUCCAAAGUUCUGGUUUGGUCAACGAGGAGCAUGACGUACAGGCUGGUGGCCUUUGGGGUGAUGACGACAUGCCACUAGACGAUGAAGAUGCAAUGCUCAAGGAUGAGAAUGACAUUGGUGAUGAAGAAGGAGGUGGCUGGGAUGGAGAUGAAGUUGAGCUUCCACUGGACGCCGAGGUACCAGCCGGUACUGGCGACGAAGGCUUCUUCGUGGCUCCGACUAAAGGCACACCAAUGCCUCAGCAAUGGACCAACAUGUCCAAGCUGGUUGUCGAUCACGUUCUAGCAGGAAGUUUUGAAUCGGCUGCUAGGCUCCUUAAUGAGCAAAUUGGUGUCAUUGAAAUUCGGCCCUUCAAGUCACUUUUUAAUUCUACUUUUUCUCGUGCCAGAGCAGCCUACACAGCACUUCCAAAUAUGCCUACCCUCUACUUGUACCCACUUAGAAAUUGGAAAGAUCAAAAAGCACCACUGCCAGCCAUUGGAUUGCACAUAUCCGAUCUUAUUACCCGUCUCCAGAACUGCUAUCAAUUGACAACAAUGGGGAAAUUUGUGGAAGCAUUAGAAAAGUUUCGGUCUCUCCUCUACAGCAUUCCUUUACUCGUAGUUGAGAAUAAACCCGAUGUAACCCGUGCUCAAGAAUUGGUGUCACUAUGUCGAGAAUAUAUUCUUGGCCUUGAGAUGGAGCUGUACCGGAAAGAUUUGCCCAAAGAAAAUUUGGACGCACAGAAAAGGAGUUGCGAAUUGGCCGCAUAUUUCACCCAUUGCAGUUUAGACCCCGUCCAUCUCAUCCUUACUCUUCGCACAGCUAUGAAUCUUCACUUCAAAUUAAAGAACUACAGGUUUGCAGCAUCAUUUGCGAAGAGAUUAUUGGAACUCGGACCCAAGCCUGACAUGGCUCAACAGACGAGAAAACUUCUCGCCGUCUGUGAUAAGAAUCCUUCAAACGAGCACCAAAUCAAGUAUGAUGAGCACAACCCAUUCAAUGUAUGCUCCAAAACAUACGAACCUAUUUACCGAGGAAAGCCUGAGAUUAAGUGCCCGUUCUGCAAUGCAUCAUACAUCCCAUCCUGUGCAGGCGAGCUUUGCAGGAUUUGCCUGGUGUCGGAAGUAGGAAAAGAUGUCAUUGGUCUUCGCAUUAGUCCACUGCAGUUCCGCUAACAACAACUUAUCCUAGUUGUUGACCUCCCAUCAUCAGUUAUUACUAUUGCUAAGCUGUUAUAUAUACAACUAUUAUCAUGAUUCUAAUUCACGCCACUAUUCUAUUUCAAAUUAAAAUUGUGUAGUAUUUAUUUGCUAUUAUGAAACAUUUGAAUCACAAGAUUUUAAAACUGUAUUUAAUUUGCAAUUCAAUGUAUACUUUUGUUUGUUUUACAAGGGAAUUAGAAUAUUAUUCUUUCACUGAUACUACACUACACUACACUAUACCGUGUAAUAAAUAUAUCGUAACUCUAAUCAGCAUCACUUCAGGGCCUUGUUUGUCUAGCUAUUAAACAAAUAAUAAUAAAUGUUUAGUAACAAACACUUGUUCUCAAGCAA